Messenger RNA from Kazachstania africana CBS 2517, 636 nucleotides. It is a transcript of the gene SPC24, whose product is annotated as kinetochore-associated Ndc80 complex subunit SPC24. The record is from RefSeq and is a predicted model, not a curated record. The coding region runs from base 1 to 636 and encodes 211 amino acids. Lineage: Eukaryota; Fungi; Ascomycota; Saccharomycetes; Saccharomycetales; Saccharomycetaceae. The transcript has a single exon.
AUGAGCAGCGAGGGGAAACUUAUUGAUGAUCCUGCAUCUCUAUUGAAAGAAACUAGAGAAGCUUUCAACAUUGAAGAAGAUAUCGAAAAUUUGAUCGAAAUUAACAAGAAAUUGAAACAAAUAAAAGAAAAGUCAAACACGUUGAUAAAAAAUCGAAAUCUGAAUAUAAAGAAGUUGUCCAAUGAUAUGAAUGCACAUAAAGACAAGACUGAUACUUUAACUAUUGAAUUGCAAAGAAUCAGAGAGGAAAAUUUUAAGAUUAAGGAAAAUGAAGCCAACUUAGAAAUAUUUGUGAAUGAUUUGAAUAAAUUAGAGUCAGAAACCACUGAAUUAAGGCAAAAUAUCGAUGAUAAAGUGACUAAGCUAAUCUCUGAACCAAAUACGUUGGAUUUUACGGCAGAUCCUUCCAUUCUCGAUGAUCCUGUUGCCAAGGCAAACUUGUUAAAAUUGAAAUUUUAUAGGUCAAUGGGGAUUAUAAUAGACUCAGACAACAAUCAAGUGCUCAUUGAAAAUGCUAAAAACAAGAUCGAUAUCUUACCACUAGAUGAUGAUUACAGUGACUUCUUCAAGACCAAAUUCAUUUGGGAUAGAAUUAAGAAAUCACAGAGUCGAGAGGAAACCCUAACUCCUCCUUAG